CACAGGUCAUACCCAACAUUCUCGUCGCUCAUUCACCCAAGUGCACUAUGCAAAGGAUAUACUCGACGUGACGUCUGCUUACCGUAGACCUACCCUCGGGUUCCAAGCCAACUUCAACACAGUUGCAGACCGCUUUAACUCCUUCCAAGGCAAUCACUCACCACUAGAAUAGAUACGAAGUAACGAUUAAGAGCGUUAGAGCCAAUCCUAGAGGCAGGCUGGACUACCGCCCUGGGGGUAGAAGGGCAACAGAAGGACCGUUUCUGUGGUUAACACGUUCGCCAACUCCAGCUACCAUGGUUUCCUCACAGAAUUAAAAUGGAGCUCGCAUUAACAGGGAUGCAUCACGGAUUUACUGGUCAGUCUCAGCUCCAGCACAAUUGGCGUUGUGUGCUAUCCUCGCCAUACAAUGCUGCCCUCUCGGGCACGCCUUCAUUAUGAUGGAAUAGCGCCUUUGAGGACGACGACUUUCAGCCUUUUCAAUGGCUUGACAUUCAGUCGCGGAGCCCGAAUGAGGCAGCGUAAGACAUUUUGUGCAGCAACAUUGCUGCACAUUUUUGCAAUUGUUAUCCUAUUGCAAGCGUUCGUACUAAAGGGGGUAGAGAGUGCCAGAAAGGUCUCCCUUGGAACGCUUUCCUUGCGGACAGCGUCCACCCCUUUUGAAGAAGACUACGGGAUUAGGAAUGGCGCCGAAGAAACAUUCUUUGACUUUGAGAAAUUGGAGUUGUACGAGGACCUUCAUCGCCAUGCAGAGCAGGAAGCGGCGUUAGGUCAGGAUCACCUGAGCAGGCGAGCACCCGCAGACCAUGCCGAAAUCGAUGCAUGGCCUCGGCUGGGCCGCCCGCCGGGGUCGCGGACCGCUGCAAAGUCCAUCCAUCCAAUCGGUCCAGACCCCAGACCCAGCCCCAGCCGCUCUUCAGCUGCAUCCUCUAGCGAUACCGGCUUCCCAGCCAAACGGCUGGACAGCGGGCUCGAUAGCAGUCCUAACCGACAGCAUCUUAGCAGCCGCAGUGGCAGCUCGCAGGACGGUGGACCGCAAACGGAGCUGGGGAGCAUGCUGCGCGACUGGGGCAUGGCGACCUCCCUUCCACCCACCCGCGGACGCAGCAGCAGCAGCCUCAGCAGCAGCCCGAGCAGCAGCCCCAGCUCCGAAGAUGUGUUGCUGCUGCCUCGGGUCAGCCGGAGUCGGUUGCUGGGCGCUGCGGCCCCAGCCCAGAACUACUCCUACUGCCUCACCGCCCAGGGCAACGACUGCUACCCCUGCAUGUCCGGCUACAGCGAUGACCCCUGCCUGACGGACGACAGCUACUACCAGGACACCGCCAAGUGCCGCUACCCGUACUACUACUUUGGAACGGUGGCCGAUGCUAGCAUCUGUGGAGAUGCGGUCCGCCCCAGCAACAUCGGGCAGCUGGACCUCUACGCCAAGGUGAACUACGGCGGCUACGCGCUGGACGCACAAGUGGGGGACCUGCUGGUGUUCAUGGAGCUCGACGGCACGCUCACCCUGACGGUGCGCCUGAAGUGCCCCUGGCUGGCGGUGGUGGACACCAGCCGGGCCGGUGCGGCCGUGCUCCUGUCGCUGACCCACCCCAACGGCACCAGCUGGACGGAGCACAUCACGGCAACGCCCUCAGGCUCGCUGUACCUGAGCUGCGCUUCUCUGUCCGUCAAGGCCAAGACGAUUGACCCGAGCAUCUGGGGCGACAACGGCUGCGAUGCUAUCACCUACACCGCGUCCGUCAGCUUCAUGACGGAAACAUACGAGGCCGACCCAGCCGACGGCGCCACCCCCGCCCAGUGCAACAUCAACGACGUCGCCACGCAGGGCACCCUUCUGUCCUUCUCCACCUCCUACACGCCCAUCCCGACUGCCCCAGUCAUGCUGCCUCCGGGGCUGCCGCAGCCGCCCUCGCCUCCCUCCCCGCCGCGCCCCCUCACACCCUACAUGCCCUUCCAACCCGCGCCCCCCAACGCACCUCCCGACCCCCCGCCCAUGUCGCCGGACCCUCCGCUGCCGCCGCCGCGGCCGCCACCCCCGCCACCCUUCCCGCCGCCCCGCCCCAGUCCGCCUUCUCCGCACCCCUCCCCGCCAUCUCCCAGGCCGCCGCCCAGCCCGCCGCCUUCGCCGCCGCCUUCUCCUGUGCCGCCUUCACCGCAUCCUCCUUCACCUCCGCCCAGCCCGCCCUCGCCUUUCCCUCCCUCUCCGCCGCCUUCCCCAACCCCGCCGUCCCCCUCUCCACCCUCCCCGCCUCCAAAGCCACCAAGCCCUCAGCCGCCCUCUCCUCCGCCGUCGCCCAACCCGCCGUCUCCCCCACCUCCCUCGCCGCCUCCAAGCCCUCCCAGCCCACACCCGCCCUCCCCUCCACCCGUACCCAGCCCUCCCUCUCCCCUUCCUCCAUCACCUUACCCCAACCCUCCCCAACCACCCUCUCCCUCACCACCGCCCUCGCCUGCCCCGCCGCUGCCACCUUCACCAUCCCCGCCACCGCCCAGCCCCAGACCUCCCAGUCCAUCGCCCCCCAGCCCCAGCCCUCCAUCUCCGUCGCCUCCCUCACCAAAGCCCCCCUCUCCAUUUCCGCCCUCGCCUCCCUCACCCUUCCCUCCGUCGCCUUCGCCGCCGCCGCCCUCUCCCGGACCACCUCCCUCCCCCGCCCCUCCCUCUCCUCCACCCCCGCUGCCGCCGUCUCCCGACCCUCCCUCGCCAGCACCCCCGCUGCCACCCUCUCCCUUUCCCCCUUCCCCUGCACCGCCCCUGCCGCCUUCACCCCAUCCUCCGUCACCUUCUCCGCCGCCUCCACCUUCUCCCUUCCCCCCUUCACCUCCACCUCCUCCCAGCCCUAGGCCUCCAUCGCCCUCGCCGCCUCCCAGCCCACGCCCUCCCAGCCCGCAACCUCCGAUGAUGCCGCUGCCGCCUUCCCCACUGCCCCCCUCCCCACCGCCGAGUCCACUUCCCCCUCAGCCUCCCUCUCCGCCUCCCUCGCCCAGCCCUCCACCACCCAGCCCCCAACCCCCCUUACCUCCCUCUCCUUUCCCUCCGGGACACCCGCCGUUCCCACCCUCGCCUUCUCCGCCGUCGCCCUCACCACCACCCUCUCCACAUCCCCCCCGACCUCCCUCGCCGCCCUCGCCGCCGCCUGUGCCCGAGCCUCCCGCGCCGCCGUCACCACCACCCUCCCCAGCUCCCCCAUACCCUUCGCCGCCGCCACCGCCGUCGCCGUCCCCUCCCUCUCCCCUCCCGCCCUCACCGCUUCCUCCGUCGCCCAGUCCACCUUCGCCCAGCCCACCAUCUCCCGACCCGCCCUCGCCGUCGCCUCCGCCGCCCCCGUCGCCUUUCCCCUCCCCGCCGUCUCCUGCACCCUCGCCUUUCCCGCCCUCACCCGCGCCCCCUCUACCGCCAUCGCCUUUCCCACCUUCGCCCUUCCCGCCCCUACCGCCAUUUCCUCUUCCACCUUCACCUCUCCCUCCUUCGCCAAGCCCACCUUUGCCCCCGUCGCCACUUCCCCCGCUGCCUCCAUCUCCUUUCCCGCCCUCCCCUCUUCCUCCGUCACCACUGCCGCCUCUGCCGCCAUCCCCGAGCCCUCCCAAGCCUCCUUCUCCUUUCCCGCCUUCGCCAUUCCCUCCGUCACCGUCUCCGCCCCUGCCACCGUCACCCAAGCCCCCGCUGCCUCCUUCCCCCUUCCCGCCCUCACCCAGCCCCCCGCUACCACCCUCUCCUCCCCCGCCCUCACCCAGCCCGCCCCUGCCGCCGUCUCCUCCCCCGCCUUCUCCCAGCCCUCCUCCACCUCCGUCCCCCUUUCCGCCUUCACCCAAGCCGCCCCUGCCGCCAUCUCCCUUCCCGCCGUCGCCGAAGCCUCCUUCCCCACCGCCACCAUCCCCCUCCCCGCCCCUGCCACCAUCCCCGCCGCCCCCCUCACCCAGCCCCCCUCUACCACCAUCUCCAAUGCCACCUUCACCUCGACCUCCGUCCCCACCCCCACCGUCUCCAUCUCCGCCCCUGCCGCCUUCACCGCUACCUCCUUCGCCCCCCUCUCCCAGGCCUCCCCUCCCACCAUCGCCGUUCCCUCCAUCACCCAAACCUCCACUGCCGCCCUCUCCGCUUCCUCCUUCCCCCAAACCUCCUGCACCUCCUUCGCCCGUUCCUCCCUCCCCGCCGUCACCUACACCCUCCCCACCGCCCUCGCCGCCACCCCCACCACCUCCCCCCGACAGCCCUCCGCCACCGCUUCCACCCAGCCCCUCCCCGCCUCCAUCCCCACACCCCUCCCCGCCCUCUCCCAGCCCACCCAGCCCCAAGCCACCGCUACCUCCCCCACCGCGACCCUCCCCUCCCCUCCCGCCAUCUCCACUACCUCCCGUCCCAUCUCCGCCCUCCCCCAGCCCUCCGGUACCCUCCCCGCCGCCCUCGCCUCCCCCACCCAGCCCCCUCCCACCCUCUCCCCCGCCUCCACCGCCACCUCUGCCCCCCAUGCCUCCCAGCCCACCUCCACCGCCCCCUCCACCCUUCCCUCCUCGCCGCCCUCGGGCCCCCUUCCCGCCUCCGAAACCUCCACCGCCGCUAAUCAGGUACCCCUACCCGCCCCUGGCAGCCGGCAAGCCUCCCAGCCCGCCCAGCCCCCCCGCGCACCCGCCCUUCCCGCCACCUCGGAAGCCCUACAUGCCACGCCGACCCUGGCCUCCCCCCAGGCCUCCCCGACCCCCACCCAAGCCACCCCAUGCAGCGGACGCCCCAGCCGACCCACCCCCGCCGCCUCCGCCGCCGCCGCCUCCCCCCAACUUCCCACCCAUCGCACCCCCGCGUCCCCCUCGGCCGCCGCCCUUUCCCCGACCUCCCCCGUCGCCCCCGCCUGUACCUCCAUCACCACCCCCGUUGCCGCCGCCCGCUCCACCGAAACCCGGUUGCCUGCGUGUCACCGCUCGAAACGGCAAGAUGUACAGCGAUUAUGUGCUCACAGACUUUGGUUUUGCAUCCAUUAGCGUCAUGAAUGCCGCGACGCUUCGAGUGGAUAUCACCUUGACCGGCGGUCGCUUCUUCGCGCCUGGGAACAACACCAUCGGCUUUGACAUCAACGAGAACCCCUCAGGCACACCCGCGCCUACAGAUUGCCCUGCCCCCAUCAACCUGGGCUUGUCCGGCGGCAACGGCUUCCGCACCGGCGAGAACUGCACCCGGAACAGCACGACGCUCCUGAUCGGCGUGUCUGAGCUCAUGCCGUGUUUGUUCACGGGUGUAGCGAGCUCGGUGCCGUACAUCCUGUGGCUUGCAGCCGACGUGGCAUCAACAGCCUGCCCGGCCGACAGCUCCAACAUCACAACCGCGUGGGGGGGGACCACCGUGUCCAAGAUCUCUUACGCCGGCUGCGCCUUCUUCCCCUUCACCCUCACCUGCGACAACAACUGCUACGUGCCGCCCUCUCCGAGACCGCCUCCGCCUCCCUCGC
This is a messenger RNA of Astrephomene gubernaculifera, 5441 nucleotides long. NCBI's taxonomy places the organism in Eukaryota, Viridiplantae, Chlorophyta, Chlorophyceae, Chlamydomonadales, Astrephomenaceae. The record is from the annotation of a GenBank genome assembly.